AUGAAGGAGGUUCUGAUCGGCGUUCUACAGAGUCGUGAGCCAAACCCUGAGAACCGCCCCGCGGCGGUGAAGAUGGUGGCCGAGGCGGUGAUGGGAGCAGCCGCGACAACGGGGGGCAAGCCAUCAAGGGCUGCGGCGGGCGCUGACGACGCCCUGGCGGCGGUUGCGAGCAACGAGACGGCGGUAAGUGUGGCGGGCGCCACGGCGGCAGGCGCGGCGGGCGCCACGACGGUGGUUGGCGGGAGGCGCGGCUGCGGGAGAGGUGGUGGUUGGAUCGGAAGGCGGCGGGGGACGAGGCCGGGAAGGUCAGUCCGGGCAAGUCUUUAG
Molecule: messenger RNA, 327 nt
Organism: Linum trigynum
Lineage: Eukaryota; Viridiplantae; Streptophyta; Magnoliopsida; Malpighiales; Linaceae
Source: the annotation of a GenBank genome assembly